Arabidopsis arenosa is the source of this 1035-nucleotide messenger RNA. NCBI's taxonomy places the organism in Eukaryota, Viridiplantae, Streptophyta, Magnoliopsida, Brassicales, Brassicaceae. The record is from the annotation of a GenBank genome assembly.
CUCUACCACGAUUUGCUCACAAAAUUCUUGACUUCCACCAAAGUUUAUAAGCUGAGAUCAUUCACUUACUCGUAUCAAAUCUUCAUCACAAGAGGGAAACUAGAAGAAAUGGUUUCAGAGACGGUUUCAAACACGGAAUCACCACCGUUGCUUGGACCUCGUAUUUCCUUCUCAGCUGAUUUAUCUGAUGGUGGAGAUUUCAUCUGCAUCACCCCCGUAAUGUGUAAGGAGUUAGAGAAAGAUGUCGUCAAAGGGUCAGUGAAAGUCUCCGACUUUGAGUUCUUGUCGUCUGAAAAUGUGAGUCCACAGAGAAUGCUUACCGCCGACGAACUCUUCUCCGAAGGUAAGUUGCUUCCUUUUUGGGAAGUAAAGCACUCAGAGAAGCUUAAAAACAUUACUUUGAAGACGAACGAAGAAGAAGAAGGAGAGAAACGUAAAGUGGAAGUGAUAAAGAAAGAUCAGGAGAUUAAUAAUAGAGAUAACAGAGUGAGUUGGUUUAUAGACGAAGAUCCAUCUCCUCGUCCUCCUAAAUGUACCGUUCUUUGGAAAGAGCUUUUGAGAUUGAAGAAACAGAGGAACCCGUCUACGUCGUCGGUGGCUGUGAGGACAGUGUCGUCUUUGUCUCCGUCGUCGUCCACGUCAUCAUCUAGCUCGCUUGAGGAUGCAGCGAAGAGAGAGGAGAAAGAGAAAGAAGGGAAGAGAGGUAAGAAAGGAUUAGAGAGAACGAGAUCGGCGAGUAUGAGGAUAAGGCCGAUGAUUCAUGUUCCUAUUUGCACUCCUUCUAAAUCCUCUCUUCCUUUGCCUCCUCUGUUUCCUCUUGCGCUUAAGAAAAACAGAGUAGAGAGACGCACUUAGAAGAUUUGAGCUAUCUUUGGAUUGAAAAAAACAAUUUAUUGGUAAAUUUGUUCAGAUUCUCGACUGUUUUCUCAUGUGGUCUAAUGCAUGUGAUUAAGUGCUGUUUUCAGAUGUAUUAUGUGUAUGCUUUAUGGCUUGAGAUCUAUUGUAUGACAAUGUUAAGAAAUUCGAGUAAGAACC